Molecule: messenger RNA, 4270 nt
Organism: Harpegnathos saltator (Jerdon's jumping ant)
Lineage: Eukaryota; Metazoa; Arthropoda; Insecta; Hymenoptera; Formicidae
Product: atrial natriuretic peptide-converting enzyme
Exons: 20
Coding region: 172-3810 (1212 amino acids)
Biological process (GO): proteolysis
Cellular component (GO): membrane
Molecular function (GO): protein binding; serine-type endopeptidase activity
Source: RefSeq, a predicted model, not a curated record
GAGCAACGCACAUACCGCGACGUGAAGCACGAAUUCUCGAAACAUUUAAUCGGACAUUUAAUUCUGUUGAUUUCCAAGACGUUUAAUCGGACUCUCCUUGGUGUCGCAUUCGUUAACACACGUUCCUCGCGAUCGAAUUGUAUCUACGGGAGUGUCAGUGCCAGUGCCAGGAUGGAGUAUCUGGAGCAGCCGGGAGCAGAAUGUUGGGUCGAGAAGACAGGACGGAUGACGUGGAAUAUCGGGAGAAGGAUACAUCAUAUACUUCCAAAGAUCAACAUGUCCACUACGGGGACGUGCGGUGGUGACACAAGCCCGACGCGUCGGCCAAGGCAGAGCAGAAUUCACAGUAUCGGUCUGCCAGCGAGAACUUCCCUGCUUCCGGAACCGCCACCCACCGGAAGUGAUGCACCGCCGCCGCCAAUACCACGUCGACAUUCCGCUACCCCGGCGGUAGCACCGCCACCGAUUCCACUGAGACCGCCAGCGAUCCCGAAGAGGAGCAAGAAUGAAAAACCUAUACCACUGCAAUCCACGACCAGACAGGACAAUAAUCAAACGGCACGUCGCAAGGCGAGCGAUCCCUCGUCCACACCUUCGUCAAUGAUGAAGUGGAACAGCGUGGACUCGACGAACGAGAAACUCAUAGAUCUGGGUCCCGUCCGAAAUCAAGAGCAAACGUCGCAGGAUUACUUGUUGAGUUAUAGCGGUAAGGACGCGCGGGGAACGAACGAGCAUAACGAUUUCGUCGCUAACUUCGAGCGAGGGAACUUCCAAGAAGGACGCAAGCUCGUCCAAAAGUCGAGCUUCGAGGAGCUGCAAAAGGUCUCCUUGGAUCUCGAGAAGAGACUUCACGAGAGAAUUAUUAAGAGCGCCGAGGCAAAGUUCGAGGAUUCGAAUGGCCGGCUGGAUUCUCGCCAACGACAGAACGCGACGGCCGCGUCGUCGCGCCACAAUAGGCAUCAAUCGUCGAAGUUGGGAAAGGAGAACGAGUCCAGGAGCUGCGAGCAGAAAGAACCGUCCGAGAGCAAGCCCAAGGAGGAGACGGCGUUGUCGCAGAGGGAGGUAUUUCCUGAAGACGAGUCGAAGUAUACGACGAUUUUGACGCCUGGUCGCGAGGUAGAGCGCGGUAGAUCGAAGUUCGAGGAGCUGCAGGCGGCCUCGAAGAACCUGGAGAGACGUCUGCAUGAGGACGACGACUACCGGCGGCGUCAGGAGAUCGAGAGACGGAUGAACAAGGACAAACCAGCCAGAUACGAGGACCUCGAGAGAACCUCGCAGGAUCUCGAUAGACGUUGCCACGCCGAGCAGAGGGCUUUAGAACAGCAGCAUCCGAUUGCGCGCAGCAAAUACGAAAGUGACAUGGAAAGGGCUAGGAAUAUUUUGCAGCAUAAUCUCAGAAAGGAGCGAGCCGCCGGCGAGAAGCUCGAGAAGCUGCCGAAGGCUACGCAGACGAAUCUGCCGCCGCCGUUGAGCGCCAUUUGCCAGAGUCCUGUGCCGAAGCCCAUCAGCGUCCGGCAGGACAGCAACGUCUCGUCGGACAGUUUCAGCCAGACCAGCUCGCCCAGUUACACCAGCAAGACAAUGGAAGCCCCCCUGUUGCCUCACAAGCACGGCAAAGUGCCAGACAGAGCCUUGGUGUCGGAACCUGACAACUCGUCCGGCAGGCCGAUAACGAAGUCCACGAGUACGCCGGCCAGUUUGCAGACUAUCGUCAGGAUGCACGCGGGGAACAACAACUCCUUGCAUCACAAGAUAAUCAGGGACAUGACCAGCAGCCACUACGUGACGACGGGAAGACUGCGUUUCAAAUUCGUGCAAGUUCUGCUCAACGCGGUUGCCCUGUUGGCCAUCGCCGGUGGUUUGGCCGCGUACUUCAGAACGUAUCCCGACCUGAAGCUGGAGAACAGGACCGCCUAUUGGAGCCUGAUACCGAUGUCUGAGCGCGUGCAACUGCUGACGGAGGACAAGAAUCCGGCCCCGGGCGUGUGCCUGCCCAUCAUCGUCAACUUCUGUCAACAUCAUAAGAUCCCGUACAACUAUACCGUGUUUCCAAAUUACAUGGGCAAUUUCGGACAGCGGGAGGCCCAGCACGAGCUGGAGCUUUACGACGCCGUCGUCGACGUCAGAUGUUACGAACUGGCUGCUCUGUUCCUGUGCAGCGUUUUCGUGCCGAAAUGCGGACCUCAGGGUCACGUCGUCCGGCCGUGCCGCAGCCUCUGCUCCCAGACCAAGAGACGCUGCGGCUUCUUCCUCGAAGUUUUCGGCCUGUCCUUGCCGGAUUAUCUCGAGUGCGAACUUUUCCCGGAGAAUUCGAAUCCCGACGAGUGCAUCGGGCAUCGCGAGGUGAUCGAGGCGGCGAAAAGAGCCGAGAAUCCGGUAUGCACCAGCGGCUUCCAGUGCGACAGCACGAGGUGCAUACCGUUCGAUUGGCGAUGCGACGGUCACAUCGAUUGCGCCGAUCACAGCGACGAAUCCGGAUGCGAGUGCGGCAGCUCGGGCCAGUCGACGGGCCCGACGUCGGUGUCGGUGGCCAAUACAUUCGGCAAGAUCAUCAAGUCGCCCUCGGCGAAGGGCAUCGCCACCAAGCCCUCGUACCACUGCGGCGAGAGGAGGUGCAUGUCGGCCAGUCACAUCUGCAACGGAGUCAUGGACUGCCCCUGGGGCCAGGACGAGCGCUACUGCUUGAAACUGAGUCAGAAGAACGGAGACGCUGGCGAGGGCCGGCUGGAGGUUUACCACGCUGAAAAGGGAAAAUUUAUGCCGGCUUGUAUCUCGCACUGGGACGAGACCUCGGCGCAAACGAUUUGCGCUAUGCUGGGGUAUACGGUCGCGGUGAAGACCAAGUUGCUAAUCGGAGACAGCAAUUUGACGCAGAUCGAGAAGACGAGAUCGGUAUACCACGGCAAGAGCCCCACUCUGCUGAGGGAGUUUCAAGAGUGCAUCAAGAAGGACGAGGCCUACCCUAUGGUCGAGCUUACCUGCUCCGAAUACGCUUGCGGCCGCAGACGUUCCGUUUACGGCAACUUGAGGGUUCAGAAGCGGAUAGUGGGCGGUGUGGAGUCAGCACCUGGUGAUUGGCCUUUUCUCGCAGCCCUCCUCGGCGGCCCCGAGCAGAUUUUCUAUUGUGCCGGAGUUCUCAUCGCCGAUCAGUGGGUACUCACCGCGUCCCAUUGCGUCGGGAAUCACUCGGAUGUGUCGGGCUGGACGAUACAGUUGGGCAUUACUAGGAGACACUCGCACACUUAUCUCGGCCAGAAGCUGAAGGUGAAACGGGUGGUUCCUCAUCCGAAUUACAACAUGGGUGUGGCCCACGAUAACGACGUCGCAUUGUUCCAGCUCGAGAAGCGAGUUCAGUUUCACGAGCAUCUGAGGCCGGUGUGCUUACCGACUGCUGCCACCAACCUCGCACCCGGCACUCUCUGCACUGUCAUCGGCUGGGGCAAGAAAAAUGAUACCGACUCUUCCGAGUACGAGCCAGCUGUGAACGAGGUCCAAGUUCCUGUCCUCAAUCGACAGGUGUGCAACGUAUGGUUGGCGCAUAAAGAGCUCAACGUCACCGACGGAAUGAUCUGCGCCGGUUACGCGGACGGAGGAAAGGACGCCUGCCAGGGCGACUCCGGAGGGCCUCUGCUGUGUCGGGACAAGCACGACAAGGAGAGAUGGUUCGUCGGAGGGAUCGUCAGCUGGGGCAUCAAAUGCGCCCAUCCAAAACUGCCCGGAGUCUACGCCUAUGUGCCCAAAUACGUGCCGUGGAUUCGGAGAGAAAUGUCCAAAUACUCCGGAAACGACAGAGACAACUGGAAGGUGUAAUCGACUCGACCGUCUGACAUUCGGACAACGAAGUAAGCGACAACAAAGUAAGCGGCAUUGAAGUCAUAUUAAUCGAACCUGAAGAAAAAUACGCAACUAAUAAGAACAGGUCACUAACGAGGUAGAGUGGGAAGAGCGAAUCGAGGAGAAAGAAUUGCCAAUAAGGCGGACGCAACGCGAAUUUGCUCGUUAAAACGUCCCCUCCAAUGACAAGAUUGGCAAGAUCAACUUACGAGAAGGUCCGCCGUAGAGGUAGUCGCGCCAAGAGAAAUGCUUCCCUCGUAUCAGACAAUAACACGCAGUUUGAAUAUUAUUCCGCAUGUCGCAAUGAAGAGCCAAAAUACACGCCGAUAUUUAUUACCGUGAUAUCUCUCGGUAGACAGCCCGCCCAACUGACACGACGUCGCGCCGCUCUAUUGCGAUUUUUCGCACGGGGCACUUCGCGAUAAGCUCACUCGAA